GAAAUGACAUCACAAUUACUCACCAAUCAAUUUGACUUUUGGUAUGACGUAACAGUCACCAACAAUUUUAUAUGAUAUGACGUCGUAAUCAGCUGGCAAGCUGAAAUUAGCAGCUCUUUCUAGAAUAAAUAGAACAAACAUUAGUGCAUGUAAAUACACAAAUUCUUAAACAAUUGAAACGUUAGCAUUAAAAGCAGAAUUUAGUGAAUACUUUUAACCAUGGCUUUACUUUCUUUAUGGAGAAAAAAUAACAACGUACGUCACAAAUGCUUUAAACGUUGUUAUCCUUUCAGCGAUUUGUUAGCCGAUCUUCAGAAUGAAUUGUUCUUCGAAUUAGAGAAUCUUUACUCUCUAUAUUCUAAAGAUUACGUGAAUAAAAUUUCAUUGAAACGAAAAUGUAUUGAAAGUAAUGUUAUAAUAGAGCUGGAUGAAACAAAACAUUAUGAACCGAAAGAAUUGAAAAUAAAGAUGAAAGGACGACAGAUAGAAAUUACCGGAAAGCACGAAGAAAAAUACGAAAGGAAGAAAAAUUAUGCAUAUAGAGAAUUUCGACGUGUUUUCCAACUUCCGGAAGAUGCUGAUCCCGAAUCUGUUUCCUCGGAAUUAACGAAAGACGGAUUAUUAAGGAUUCGAGUUUCUCCUUUAUAUAAAGAAAGAUCAAUACACAUCACAGUUGAAAAGGAUAAUUUAAAAAAGUCGAAAUGUGAAAAGAAAGAUGUUAAUUCUGAAUGCUGA
Molecule: messenger RNA, 735 nt
Organism: Centruroides sculpturatus (bark scorpion)
Lineage: Eukaryota; Metazoa; Arthropoda; Arachnida; Scorpiones; Buthidae
Product: heat shock protein 30-like
Exons: 1
Coding region: 220-735 (171 amino acids)
Biological process (GO): response to heat; protein refolding
Molecular function (GO): protein folding chaperone
Source: RefSeq, a predicted model, not a curated record